Acanthamoeba castellanii str. Neff is the source of this 1524-nucleotide messenger RNA. Its product is annotated as ATPase, AAA domain containing protein. Gene Ontology annotation, molecular function: ATP binding; ATP hydrolysis activity. Gene Ontology annotation, cellular component: mitochondrial outer membrane. The coding region runs from base 1 to 1524 and encodes 507 amino acids. Lineage: Eukaryota; Discosea; Longamoebia; Acanthamoebidae. The transcript has 12 exons. The record is from RefSeq and is a predicted model, not a curated record.
AUGAAGCAGCAGGAACUGCAGGUUGUGCUGCUCCGGUCCCUGAUUAGCGUGGCGACGGCGGCCGUGGGCAGUUUGGCCAUCGGGUACCUCCUCCGCAGAAUCCUCGCCCCCAAGACGAGCGAUGCCGAUGUCCAGUCUGCACUCAAGAAGCUCUACGAGAUCGAGAGGCAAAGAGGAAGGGAGGUGAAGGAGCUGACCCUCACGGAACACGAGUGCGAGCUCAUCAAGGACGUCGUAAGCCCCUCCGAGAUCGACGUGGACUUCAACUCGAUCGGCUCUCUCGAGGACAUCAAAAAAUCGCUGCGGGAGGUGCUCCUGCUGCCCAUCAACCGGCCGGAGCUCUUCGAAGGCCGACGCAGCAAGCUGCUGCAGCCGCCCAAGGGAAUCCUCCUCUACGGUCCUCCGGGCACCGGAAAGACGAUGAUGGCCAAGGCCAUUGCCAAGGAGGGCAAGCUGGCAUUCAUCAACAUCAAUCUUGCCACCAUCCUCAACAAAUGGUAUGGCGAAUCGGAGAAAAUCGUGCGAUCAAUUUUCACGCUGGCGCACAAGCUGCAACCGUGCGUGGUGUUCUUCGACGAGAUGGAUUGCUUCUUCCACAACGGAGCGUCGGCGUCGGGCAGCCAGCACUCCUACCACAUGCAGGUCGAGUCCGUCUUCAUGACGCUGUGGGACGGCAUCGUGACGGACAGCAAGUCGCGGGUGAUUGUGAUCGGGGCGACCAACCGGCCGUACAACCUGAGCGCGGCCAUCCUGCGCCGCAUGCCGCUCCAGUUCCUCUUCGACCUCCCCAACAAGGCCCAGCGCGCGCAGAUCCUCAACGUGGUGUUGGCCAACGAGCCGCUGGCGCCGGGCUUCAGCAUCGACGCGCUCGCGCAGCUCACGUCGGGUUACUCCGGCAGCGACCUCCAGGAGCUCUGCAAGAAGGCUGCUGUGGCCCCGCUGCGCCACUUCCUCGAGGAGGAGGAGAGGCGACAGACGGCGACUGCCACCACCACCACCACCGGCUCGGACACGCACGGCCUGCGACCCAUGCACAUGCAGGACUUCAUCGAGGCCAUGAAGGAGGUGGCGCCGACGGGGAAGAAGGCCAAGCAGUACCACAACUUUGCGCAGAAGAGGGAGCGGGGUGGAGCCAAGCCUGACGGCGAUGACGACGACAACGAUGAAGACGAACCCUCCGGGGCGUCGAUCAACAUGGCCGACGUCUUGCAGUUCUGGUCGGCUAUGAUGGGCGGCGCUGCUGCCCGCGGCAGUUCGUCAUCGUCGUCGUUCACCAGCACCGCGCAGGAGAAGAAGAGUAGCAAGCCCAAGAUCGAGGAGAUCGACGUGGACGACGAGGGCGUGGCGCUACUCGACGAGGAGGAGGAGGGGGAAUACGACGAGCGGAUCGAGAAGUGGAGCAAGCGAUUCGAGGGCAAGGAUGGCGCGCGAUUGCUGGAGCAGCUGUGCGGGCUCGUUGACGUCGACCCCUCCCAGCCCAGACCCGUCGUCCUCAAAGAGCUGGCCAAGCACUUCCUGGACUGA